Molecule: messenger RNA, 1335 nt
Organism: Anguilla anguilla (European eel)
Lineage: Eukaryota; Metazoa; Chordata; Actinopteri; Anguilliformes; Anguillidae
Gene: twist1b
Product: twist family bHLH transcription factor 1b
Exons: 3
Coding region: 352-969 (205 amino acids)
Biological process (GO): regulation of transcription by RNA polymerase II; developmental process
Molecular function (GO): protein dimerization activity; DNA-binding transcription factor activity, RNA polymerase II-specific; RNA polymerase II transcription regulatory region sequence-specific DNA binding
Source: RefSeq, a predicted model, not a curated record
ACCUGGAUGGAUGAACGGAGAUGUCUUCAGAGCUGUGAAGAGUAUGCACAUCGACCUGGCAUCAGCCACAGAAAUUAAAGUGUGCCAUGGUUUCCUGGCCUGCAACUCAGCUCACCUGACAACUGGAAAAGUUUUCUUUCUUGACCAAUCACUUCUCUCUGCAAACAAUUUGCGCCAUCCAGACUAUAAGAGCGCUCAACUUUUCCAUCAAGACAGAAAUACUUCCGUGGCCCACUAGACAGCGUGCGGACCUUUUUACGGACGAUAUCUACAAUACGGAAGACAACUGGAAUUAUUUUGCUUGUAUUAAGUACUUCAUAAACACAUCUUGCGCGUUUUCUACCGAAACUGAUGUUUGACGGAAUGAUGCAAGACGAAUCCAGCUCCCCAGUGUCUCCAGCGGACAGUCUUAGCAACAGUGAAGAAGAACUCGACAGGCAACAGAAAAGAUGUGGGAGGAAAAGGAGAACGAGCAGGAAAAAUGGGGAGGAUUCAGAUAGCCCGACCCCUGGGAAAAGAGGAAAAAAGUCCAGCAGCAGCAGUCCGCAGUCUUUCGAAGAACUUCAGACGCAGAGAGUCAUGGCGAAUGUGCGCGAGCGACAGAGGACGCAGUCCCUCAACGAGGCAUUCGCAAGUUUGCGGAAAAUUAUUCCUACUCUGCCAUCAGACAAACUGAGCAAAAUACAGACCCUCAAACUUGCUGCCAGGUACAUCGAUUUCCUCUACCAAGUGCUUCAGAGCGAUGAACUGGAUUCCAAAAUGGUGACAACCGAUUCCACUUACCUAUCCCAAAGGGCAAUUCUGGAGUCCCAUGCUGGAUUUGUACAAAGCUACAGUAUUUUGGGGGAAAAUAAGAAAGCUGUUCAAACCAAAGAUGACGGGGCGUGGGGAGCACUUACAGAGAAAAAGGCCGAGGACAACCAGCAGUCGAGUUCGACUACACAAUCACUUGCUCGCUCUACAUUCUGAUAUUAUGCUUAAAACUUUUGUUUUUGAUUGACGAUGAAUGUUGGAAACCCUAAUCACUCUAUGCAUGCCUUUUGAUCCAGUCGUGCCGUUGUUUUCUCGAGAGAGGGUUAAAAUACAUCGAAAUUACCAUCUCAGUUUCAGAAUCAAGCUGCCGACGAGAAAGGACUGAUAUAGCCAUGAAAUGGUUUGAAAUUUGGCUCGUACCUGUGCAAACCUUUUUUAGGUUAUUUGUCUCGGAAAUACAUCUAUUUAUUUAUUGAUGACACUUGUUAUAAUGCAUCAUUAGAUCCGGUGUCUAAAUGCAUUCCUAUUUUUAUGAUUGUUUUGUAAAUAACUGUAUAUUUUUCUGCAAUAAAAUAAAUAUGA